GUUGCUUCAGUACACUUCUCCUUUUUUCUGUUUCAAACAGCAGCCAUUGCAUUGUCUCGCCUUUAUUAUUUUUUUCUCUCCUCGGCUCCAGUUUUUUUUUUGCCACUGUGAGAAAAGAGGUGUGAGGCAGACCGGUGGUCCACACCUUCAGACAGCUUUGUCCACCUCUAUAAUAUGCACCUUGGAUUAUUCCCCCUGUUCUGCCUUUUGUUGUCUAUUUUUGUCUUCAUUUUCAUUGGUUACUGAAAUCUACACUUGUUCAGUCGCCUGCUAUCAUGGAGCUUGUCACCCGAAUCCUUCGUCUUUGAGGUGUGGAUGCUCCAGGCGCAGCGGGACCCAGCCUCCUUGUCUGAGAGGGACGAGGCUGCUUCCACCUGGGCCACAGCGAUCCUCGUGUUGUCUCUCUCAGCGCUAGCCGCCCGCGUAGAGAACGGGAGGACGACAGGACGACAGGGAAGCCAUUUUGCAAGGAGAAACCGAGCUACAGCCUCUGUCGGUGGCUCUAACUGUGAGGAGAAGGAGCCAGAGUCGUCGCUGGGAUAUUUUAGGCUGCUCCCUGCCCUCUGAACUCCGCUGCCAUGACGACUGCAGUGCAGCCUAGUGAACUGGUGUUUGAAUUUGCCAGCAACGGCAUGGACGAAAUCAACCAGGUGUGCAGUUAUCUCAUCCCCACAGCCGUCUCUGAAUCCUGUGGAGCAGGCUUGAUUCUGGACGACCCGUCAGUAUUCCCAGCGGUGAUUGUUGAGCAGGUGCCCGCAGCCGAUCUGCUGCAGGUCUACUCAGGCCUCGAGUCCGACGAGGUGUCCAACGGCAUCAUGGUGGACACCACCCUCCAUGUGGUGGAGGCACCUUCCAUCUUGGUGGGAGGGGUGGACCUCUCAGAAACAACAGUCUCAGGUGCAGAGGACAGCAUGGAGACGAACGAAGCCGCAGCAGCUCUUCUUAACAUGGAGUCGCCAAACAACAUCUUGGACGAGAAGCGCAUGAUCCACACCUACGGCACUCUGCUGGAGUCAGACUUGACAUACACCCCUCUGAGGCCUGACCAGUUGGACAACAGUGCCCUUGACAUGUCUCUAGAUGAGGACACCUCAUCCAUGGACGAGAUUCCCCAAAAGUGUCAGUUGAAACCUCAGAAAAAAAACAAAGUGCGGAAGCCGCGGGCAGUGCGACCCUGCUCCCCUAUUACCACCCCUUCCCUGCCACUCAGGAAGAAGAGCAAAGAGGGCAAAGGUAACACCAUCUACCUGUGGGAAUUCCUUCUGGCUUUACUGCAGGAUAAAAACACCUGUCCCAAAUACAUCAAGUGGACACAGCGGGAGAAAGGCAUCUUUAAACUGGUGGACUCCAAGGCGGUUUCAAAGCUUUGGGGCAAACACAAGAACAAGCCUGACAUGAACUAUGAGACUAUGGGAAGAGCUCUCAGGUACUACUAUCAGAGGGGCAUCCUGGCUAAAGUAGAGGGGCAGCGACUGGUCUACCAGUUCAAGGAGAUGCCAUCUGAUCUGGUGGUCAUUGAGGAUGAAGACACAGACUCUGGUGGUAAUGCCACAUACGGGAACCAAAGGGCUACCAACGGGCGGUCUAUGGUCCGCGGAGGAACCAGAGGGCACGGGAGGUCUCAUGGUCACCACCAAGUGUCAGUGAAACACAUGAAGAAAGAGCCUAAUGAUGAAUAUCUGUACCAGGAAGCCAAUGGUGGACAGGCCGAGCAUCUUCUUCAGCCUGUCCAUGUGUUGCAGGCCAACCAGGGGUCGGCUCAAGAUAAUGCUAUGAGAACCAUCAGUGCACCCAUGGUCCUGACAUCUUCUGGCUCUCUUCAGUCCAUCAACACUGUUCUGGCCAACGGGGACUCCAGCCACUCCUCCCCUCCUCGGGUGAUACUCCACACCAUGCCCUCCACCACUGCGGGUGGUAAGGAUGUGCUCACCAUCCAGACGGCCUCUCUAGCAGGUGGAGCCAACGGCCUGCAGGACGGCCUUCCCCAGCAGCUCCUGGUCACCAGCCUUGGCUCCUCCGCUGUCUCCUCCUCCACCACUUCCUGCACUUCCCCAGGAGUUACUAAUUCCACUGCAUCCAGCUUCAACGGUCUCCCCCGCCUGGUCACUAUCAACACAUGCGGGCAGACCAUGGUGGCACAGCAGCCCGGCACUGUAAUUGCCACCGUGCUCAAAUCCAGCGACUUCUGUGGGCUGCAGGUCAAAGAGGAAAUGCUGGACCCCAGCUACUUCCAGUCAAUGGUGAACGGUGAUCCAUCACUGGCGGCAAAUACAUUUGAGAGGGAAGAAAUGGAGGAAGAAGAAGCUGAGCUGCAGUAUAGGACUGUGAUCAUUGAUACCAGUCAAAGCCACGACCAGGACGCUGGAAUUGAAACUAUAAUUAAUGGACAUUCGUCUCAGAGCAGCAGCCCCAGUGAGGGUCUGACCCCUGUGGAGGAGCUGGAAGUUCGUGGGGAGAUGUCUCUGCACCAACUGCCUGCAAACUUUAUCCAGAUUAAGACAGAGCCUGCGGAGGCUUAAGGCUGCAGGACUCUUCUUCACAAGCUGAACCAAAAACAACAAUUGAAUCCUUUUUGACCACAGACUUUUUCUUUUCCUACCGCAGUGAUCUGAUCAAAGAUCCAAGUGAAGUAGGGACCUAGCAGUGCAUCUGCUCUUAAAGGUUAGUCAGUUCAGCCUCAGGAUUUAUUGUUUACUCACAUAUUUUGUGACCAUGUGCCUAAUUUUAAAAAAUCAAGGGAUUUUGUUUUAGUUUUUACUAAAAAGUCACUUUUCAGAUUUGGGAUUAUCCUCUGUAGACAUGAACCCCAAAAACACACAGACACACAAACACACACACACAGAGCAAGUACACACAUACAUAGAACAACCCUCCCCUCUAGGAGAACAGCCAUUGCAUAAACCAGGGAUCCCUCUCUACCAAAUGUGCCAGUUAAUGAUUUACUUACAUUACCUUACAUCUCAUUGGACUUGUUUGCUUCGAGAGGCAACAAAGACACAACAAACCAAAACUGGGGACUGAAUGCCAAAUGGUGAAAAAUAAAUCAGAUUACAUGCAGAGAGAGAGAGAGUGUGUGUAUAUGUGUGUGUGUAUUAUUCAAACCACAUACAAGAUCCCGUGAGGACGAGGGAUGGACGUAGUGUCAUCGUGUCCAGCGCGGUGAAAACAAACACACAUCUCAGAGAGUUUUAUUGAAGAGUGCCUUACAGGAAGUUCAAACAGCUCAAGACUCUUUCUUGGAAACGUCUGGAAAAAGAUGAAAAACGGACUAAAUGGCUUUUCAGACUUUCAGACUUUUAAGAACUAUUGCUCAUUUAUUUUCAUAUAAAGAAAAAAAAAGUAUGCAUUCCCUCUCUAUUACUCCUGGCCUUAAAACACUGUGUUACUAUGGAAAUGGGCAUUUUCUGUUCACCAAGGACGGUCCAACAUCAAAACUGUUUGUAGAGCUACAGACUGGAGGCACAGCAAGACAGGGAGGCACAAAUGGAGAGAAUGAAUAUGUAGGAUAAAGUAGAUUUUAUCAGCAUCUGUGUCAGAAGCUUGUAUCUCCAAGGUAUAAAUCCUGUUUAUAUAGAAUGCAAUAUAUGUAUAUGUAUACAUAUAAUAUACAAUUGAUGGUGUUACCUGCAAUUGAGAUUCAAUCUUAAGGCCACAGCGAAUUUAUUUAUUUUGUGAAUUUCUAAAUUCUGUAUAAAAAAGGCACAUUUGUCUUUUAUUUAGUGUAAACAUGAGGGAAAAUAGAAAUUAUAUGAGCGUAAAUACCAGGAAGCUUAUUUGGCAGUUUUGUUUUUUUUAAACACCAAUAUUUUUCAUUUGUAUAGCCUUCCAUAUUAUCUAUUUUGGUAUUUUCUUGACUUUUGAACUCAAGUACUCAGCGCAGCAUCGUUAUUAUUGUUAUAUUCUCUUACAUCUUAUUGUAGAUAUCAUCUGUUGUGUGCCUGAGUGAAUGUGCUUUGGUUCUCCCUUUCCAGCGGACAUACCUCUUUACCUUUUUCAACAGUCGAGCGUUUGCCGCUCUGAAUUCAAGAUAUUACAUUCUGUGUUCUGCGUUAAGAAUAAGUAUCAAGUGUAUCAAUCAGCAUGUCUUUGAAAUCAUGUACCAAAUUUCUUUAGUUGUUCCUCUCCCCUCCUCUCCCCUCUUCUCCUCUCCUCUCCUCUCCUCUCCUCUCCUCUCCUCUCCUCUCCUCUCCUCUCUUCCUCUUCCUCCUCCGCCGUCUGUUCGGUCGAGUCUGUGCCUUCUUUAUUUGUGUCCCACUUUGUUAAGGAUCUCUCAGGCCAGCCAUCCGAUUGGCCCCUCGGUCCUUCCUGCCGAGAAUGAAGCCAUAUUGAUCCAGAGUGGUAACACAGCUAAAUUGGUUGUAUUUUCCCCCGGACUGUAGCUGCAGAGUGAGGACAUUCAGACAUACUGACCUCCAUCUGCACUAGCACCUAAGGAUAAGAGUCGUACGCUGCUUUACAGCCUGGCAUCAGCCGAGGGGCUCUGGGUCUGCAAAGACAAUCUGAAUGUAUACUGUUUUUUUAGCACAUGCUUAUGCAAAUUGACGACAAUCAAUAAUUACACUGGGUUACGUUUGCAUUAAAAUCUGGUAGUCUUUGCUGCUUUUUACGUGUGUAUGUAUAUAUUCCUUCAUCUGCACUGUUGUCUGUGAGAUGUUGAGGUAUGUCCACUGCUUAUGUUUUGUUUUUUCUGUUGGAUUGUCCACAGCCUCCCUUAUGCUGAACAUAGAAUAGAUUUUUAAGAAAAAAAGUCAAUGUACUAAUUAAAACUAAAUCUUCCAUCACUGAAUAUGUUCUUUUUUUCUUUCUGCAGGCAAAGUUGUUUUGAAAUUGUGAGGCGCAGCAGAUAAAUAAAUGUCACGCAAGACAUUUUGAAAAAUUA
Messenger RNA from Scomber scombrus (Atlantic mackerel), 4879 nucleotides. RefSeq names its product E74-like ETS transcription factor 1 (gene elf1). The transcript has 10 exons. Lineage: Eukaryota; Metazoa; Chordata; Actinopteri; Scombriformes; Scombridae. Gene Ontology annotation, molecular function: DNA-binding transcription factor activity, RNA polymerase II-specific; sequence-specific DNA binding. The coding region runs from base 579 to 2519 and encodes 646 amino acids. The record is from RefSeq and is a predicted model, not a curated record. Gene Ontology annotation, biological process: cell differentiation; regulation of transcription by RNA polymerase II. Gene Ontology annotation, cellular component: nucleus.